Molecule: messenger RNA, 1080 nt
Organism: Fusarium odoratissimum NRRL 54006
Lineage: Eukaryota; Fungi; Ascomycota; Sordariomycetes; Hypocreales; Nectriaceae
Exons: 4
Coding region: 1-1080 (359 amino acids)
Molecular function (GO): dioxygenase activity
Source: RefSeq, a predicted model, not a curated record
AUGGCCUCGGCUGCUGCUGCUGUUGCUCCCGCUCCGCAGCCUCACAUCCCAACCAUCCUCAAUGCAUCCGGCCCUCCCCCUGGACACUCUGUCACAGUCGGAAAUCUCCAGACCUUCAUCCUGCCUGAUAAAGUCUCUGACACCGAAGCAAACCGUAAGCUUGGCAAAGCCCUUGUCGAAGCCUGGCAGAAGGACGGCAUAUUGCAGAUAAGCAUGACACCCGAGCAGCACUCACUUUACAAAAGUGCCAAUUACGCUAGUAGACGCUUCUUCGGCAAGCCUUAUGCUCAAAAGGCAGCUUGCGUUGACAGUCAGACUUACUCUGGCUACAUUGCCAGUGGUGAAGAGCUGACUGACGGUAUUGCUGACUACAGCGAGAUUUUCACGGUUACUAAAGACCUUGAACUUGAUGAGCCGAGAGUCGUUGCAAAAUGGCCGUGCCAUGGUCGUUGCCCUUGGCCUGACUAUGAGAUGCAGAAUCCCAUGCAGCGUUACAUGCAGAGUCUGGGGGGCGUUGGGGAAACGCUCUUGCAGCUCACUGAACUGGGGCUUGGUGUUCCUGAAGGGUCACUUACCAACUACACACAAGAUGGAUGGCAUCAUCUGAGAAUUCUUCGCUUCCCUGCCAUUAACAAGACUAAUGGCAAGGGCAAGGAAGGAAGAGGAAUUGGAUCUCACACUGACUACGGACUUCUAGUCAUCGCAGCAGCGGACGAUGUCGGCGGCAAUGCCGCUGGCUUCAGAGAGGAUGAUGAAAGAUGGGUCUUCGUUCCUCCCGCGGAGAAUGUCUUCACCUACAUCACCAACUCAGCCCUUCCCUCAACCCCCCACAAAGUCGGGCUCAAUCUCAGAGAGAGGUUCGCCUUUGCUUACUUCCAUGAGCCAAGCUUCCAAGCCGUUGUGAAGCCUCUGCCCGGCUAUGAUGUUGGCCAAGAGCCCAAGGACGGAAUCCACUAUGGCAAGCACUUCACUAAUAUGUUUAUGAGAAACUACCCUCAGCGUAUUACUACCCAGAGGUUGAAUGACGAGGGUCGCUACAGGCUUUUGGAGCAGGAGAGCCUUCAAACCAUGGCUCCUUGA